Humulus lupulus (European hop) is the source of this 3636-nucleotide messenger RNA. Its product is annotated as exocyst complex component EXO70B1. The coding region runs from base 226 to 2139 and encodes 637 amino acids. The transcript has 2 exons. NCBI's taxonomy places the organism in Eukaryota, Viridiplantae, Streptophyta, Magnoliopsida, Rosales, Cannabaceae. Gene Ontology annotation, molecular function: phosphatidylinositol-4,5-bisphosphate binding. Gene Ontology annotation, cellular component: exocyst. Gene Ontology annotation, biological process: exocytosis. The record is from RefSeq and is a predicted model, not a curated record.
UUUCGACAUCCCCACAAACCGCGUUUUCCAAUGACUUUCCUCACUCCUCACUCUUCAUUUCCUUUUUCUUUCUAUAUUUUUCCUUCCUACUAAAUUAAAUUCCAAACCAAACUAAAAUCAAUGUCUCACACACACUUUUUAUUUUCCCCCAAAUCCAACAUUUUUUCUUUCUCUUCAUCCUAAACCCAAAAACAUAUACGAAAUAAAAGAAAAACAAAUAAACAAAUGGCUGAAAAUGGCGAAGAAAAAUGGUUAGCUGUGGCGCGGCACAUAGCCAAGACGUUGGGCCGGAACGACACCAUGGCGGAUGAUAUUUUGCAGAUAUUUUCCAACUUCGACGGAAGGUUUUCUCGCGAGAAAUUGUCUGAGAAGAUCGGCGAUGACGAUUCCAGUGCCUGCGCCGCGCUCGAACACGUCCUCAAGUCUCUUGAGCGCCAGAUCUCUCAGUAUGUCGCUGCCGAUCAUCCCAUCUGGGUCGACUCCGCUGACUCCUCCGCCUUCCUCGAAGCCGUGGACGAGCUCAUCGCUACCGUUAGGGACUGGACUCCCAUGGCUGGGGACAAGGCCAUUGCCGCGUGCCUUUUACGCGCUGAUGAUCUGGUGCAGCAGUCUAUGUUUAGGAUUGAGGACGAGUUUAGGUCGCUGAUGGAGCGCGGCGGUGAGUCGCUUGAGUUGAGUCGUGGGUACGGGAACGGUGAGUCGGCCGGGAACUUGUCGUGUGAUUCGGAGGACGAAGAGGAGGAAGAUGCGGAUGUCGGUGUUAAUGGCGAUGACCACCAGAUUCCUACUGCCAAGCCGAUCGGAGACUAUGAUAUCGUUAUUGACGCGCUGCCGUCGGGGAUUAUUAGCGAUCUCCAGGAGAUGGCAAAGCGGAUGGUGGCAGCUGGGUUUGGGAAGGAAUGUUCGCACGUGUACAGUAGUUGCCGGAGAGAGUUUCUGGAGGAGAGUCUGUCUAGGUUAGGGUUAAAGAAGUUGAGCAUCGAAGAUGUUCACAAGAUGCCAUGGCAGGACCUCGAGGACGAAAUUGAACGGUGGAUAAAGGCCGCAAACGUCUCGCUUCGGAUUCUGUUUCCGAGCGAGCGUCGUUUAUGCGAUCGAGUCUUCUUCGGAUUUUCAUCGGCCGCUGACCUCUCGUUCAUGGAGGUUUGCCGGGGAUCCACGAUUAAGCUACUGAACUUUGCAGAUGCAGUAGCUAUUGGAUCUCGGUCGCCGGAGCGCCUCUUCAAAAUUCUAGACGUGUUCGAGACGAUGAGAGACUUACUGCCGGAGUUUGAAUCUGUAUUCUCUGAUCAGUACUGUUUGUUUCUCAGGAACGAGGCGGUCACAAUAUGGAAAAGGUUAGGGGAAGCAAUUAGAGGAAUUUUUAUGGAGUUGGAGAAUUUGAUAAGUCGUGACCCAGCAAAAGUUCCGGUUCCCGGCGGCGGACUUCACCCUAUUACUCGCUACGUGAUGAAUUAUCUCCGUGCGGCGUGUCGAUCGCGCCAGUCUCUCGAGCAAGUGUUCGAGGAGAACGCAACGGCGGUUCCUCCUGUCUCGAAGCUGGAAGACCGAGCUUCAUCAUCGUCACUUUCAGUCCAAAUGGCUUGGAUUAUGGAACUUUUGGAGAGCAAUCUAGAAGCCAAGUCGAAGAUUUACAAGGACCCGGCUUUGUGCUCUGUGUUUAUGAUGAACAACGGAAGAUACAUUGUUCAGAAGGUGAGAGAUAGUGAAUUGGGUUCGCUUUUAGGCGAUGAUUGGAUUCGAAAGCACACUGCAAAAGUUCGACAAUUCCAUACGAAUUACCAGCGAAGCUCAUGGAAUAAGGUUUUGGGUUUGCUUAAGAUGGACACUACAGUGGCUCCUAAUGUUGCUGCAAGGUCCAUGAAAGAAAAGCUUAAGCUAUUCAACCAGAACUUUGAAGAGAUUUGUAAGAACCAAUAUACAUGGAUCAUCUUCGACGAGCAGUUAAAAGAGGAGUUGAAAAUUUCAAUCACUAAACUUCUGUUGCCACCUUACCAAAGCUUCAUUGGGAGGUUUCAGAAUGUUCCUGAAAUUGGGAGAAACGCAGAGAGGCAUAUUAAGUAUGAUGUCGAAGAUUUAGAGGGGCGAAUUAAUGAUUUAUUCCGGGGAAGUGGAGGAUCAAACGGUGGUCGGAAGUAAGAGGUAUUGGGCAAGGUACUUGUAAGUAGCUUCGCUGGGGUGUAUGCUGUCCCAGAACAAGUACUUUGAAGCCUCAUGACACGUUGGUGUUAGCACAUUACAGGUAGGCCCCGCUUCUAUAAGUCCAGUUCCACAGCACCCUCUUUUUGUCUCUACAAAACCUGUGAAUAAAUGGUCCCACACAAAACCAUUAGAUUUGGUUGCCCUCAUAAAAUUCCACCCUUCUUCUUUUUCUUGAUCUUAAUAUAUUACUUACCAUACUUCUCUGGAUAAUUGAUCAAAUCAAGCAAUGGUUCAUAUACAUCAACAUAGACAACUUUAGUCCCGGGAAGCUUGGCUUGUGUUUUUGCUAGUACCCUUUCAAGCUUAUGAUUGUACACUUUUGCCCCCAUAUUCUGAUCCUCUACACAGCUUCGGUUCCUCCAAAACUGUAUACUCCUUUGAAUUGGAAGACACCCAAUUGGUGGAAGCCCAGAUACUGCUAUUCUACGGCAUCCAUUAUCAUAGAGCUCCUAAUUAUAUUGCACAAAACAUAAUUAAUUGAACAUCAAUUACUUCAUUUGUUCAUAUGUACAUUUGAAUACUCGGCAAGAUUUGUUUGAUACAUGUAACGUUGUAGAAGAAAAACUUACCUCAAUAUAACUCACCAAUCUCUUUUGAACAAAAUCUUGGUAUCCACUUAUGUUGAACUCUAAUUUCCUUGUGGGAAUGUCGAAGAAGUUAAAAACGAAGUCAUUAGUGCCAGCAGCGACUAUAACAAGAGCUCUAUUAACUAUCUUUUUGGCUUGCUUUUCCCCUACAAUCCUCUCAAGUCUUGCCAAGUACUUCUUAAAGUAAUGAACUUGCUUUGAAAACGGGAUGACCCCGGAUGCAACAGUGGUCAAUUCGUCAAAUCCAGAUGCGGCAGAAGCGAAACUGACGCCGGUUAAGAUGUCCUUAUCUGAUAGUUUUGGAUGAAGAAAAGGAGGGACAGUGUCUUUGAUCUUUAUCAUGGAUGCAAUGAGGUCAGGAGCUAGUUUUCCAUUAGAGAACCUUCCUGUAGGAACAUGACCCUUGAAAUCUUUGCCAUAAGGGUAAUGGUUGCCCUUGAACAAAGUGUGGAUGUAGUUGUUGUUGCCUGUAUCAACAGUUGAAUCACCAAAUAUUAGAAUGGCUGGGAAUUCUGGUGAAGAUCUAGGCCUGGAGGCACUGCAUGAGUUGGUAAUGAUAGCCAAAAAGUUCACCAAUAUUAUGAGGAAGAAGGUGGUGGCAGGUGGCAUUGUUUAAUCUUAUUUUCACUCCUAUUAUACUUAAUGUGUGUGUAAUUGGUAUUUAUAUAGUAUAUUUUUGUGCAUCUUUGACUUGGAGGAGAGCCAAUUUGAAACGUGACAUAGGAGUCAAGUAUUUUUUUUUCCUUUCUUAAUAUAUGAGAAAGGACAAAUAUGCCUUUGUUUUUUCUCAUAUCAAAUUGCUGAAAUUCUCUCUAUUUUGGUAUAUUCACUUAUUUAUUAUUUGCCA